Molecule: messenger RNA, 3722 nt
Organism: Chara braunii
Lineage: Eukaryota; Viridiplantae; Streptophyta; Charophyceae; Charales; Characeae
Source: the annotation of a GenBank genome assembly
GGCCACACACGGUAGCCGUUGGCUGAGGGGGUGGAGCGCGGAGGGCCGAGCGUCGGCUGGUGGUUGCCCGUACUGGACCGUUGAGUCGCUUGCGAGAUGCGGAGUCGGACGUUGACGUGCGCAGGACGACAGACGGAGCCGCUUCGGGCAGCGCGCACCACAACGGUCGAAUUUCAAAAGGAAGGCAAGCGUGUUCGUCGUCUUCUGUGGUGGUUGUCCGCAUAUGAAGGUCGAGCGCCCCUGUCACGGGCAUGUCGGAACACACAUCUGCAGUGGUCACAUGCGAGGGCGGCUGCAGAGGUGAAUUUCAUGGCUGACGUGCGGAGGAGAUUGCCUCUGCUGGUACUCGCUGUCGUCGUCUUCCUGAUUGUCGUCUUCCUCUACGUGUGUUUUUCGUGGCGGCCGUGGAAACAACAACGCAAGAGGAGGGCUUCGACGAGACGGGCGGCAGGUGAACGUCUAAUGGCGGGCAUGCAGGCACGACAGGCUGCUGCUGUAGGUCAGGGAGGAGUUCGAUCUUCUGCGGUGGAGCCUCGAAGGCGGUACGACCCGUCCAUGUACACCCAUCUGGAUUCGUGGGACACGCCAUUGCCCCCGUCGGAUGAGGAGCCGGAGAAGGAAGAACUUUUGACGUUGCCUCUCGCUAGCGGCUCGACUCAGUUGUGGUCGCAGACGGUGCGAGCAGGCGGGUCGGCUCCCGACGGAGGGGGCGAGUUCACGUCAUUGCUCCAUCAAGGCUUGCGGGACGACGACGGCGGAGGAGUUGAUCUGAGGUUCGAGUUGUGUUCUGGUGGCGAAAGGAAGGCGAGUCGCACGUUCAUCAUCGACGGAGAUCGUUCGGCACGUGGCGUUGAGCACGGUGGAAGUCUACAUACGGAGCAGUCCACACUUCGUCGCGCUGCACCCGUGACUUGCGCGGUCGGGCCAUCGCCAGCGGGACGGCAGCGUGGAUCGACUGGUUCGUCCGUCGAUCGAUCGGGCGGUGCACGUUCACUGAUGCCUGCGUGCACAACACCGGUCGAAUCCGGAGUGAGGGACGAGGGAACGUGCAGAGCGCCGGUACGUCCACGAUCCACUAUGGAGAACAUAACACGUGGAGUGUCGAACAUGCGGGCACACAGCGAUGCAGGCGAAGACGACGUUGGCUUCGGUGACGAUGCAGACGAAGGGAUGAGGGAAGACGUGGAAGCGGGGGACGAUGACGACGACGUUCCAAUUCGGCCUUUGGGGAAGACGGCUGGGAGGGGGAAAGGACACGGCAGAGGUGGUGUCCGUGGUCGAUCCGUUGGCCGUGGAGGCAGAGGCGGCGUAAGUGACGACUCCGGGAAGUCUCCGACGUACUGGUCUGCAGAAGACCAAAUGCUCCUGCUGCGAUGCAAGCGGGAGCAAGAUAUGCACCUCGCCGACUUGUCUCACAAUUACGGGCGGAUGAAGACGAAAGAGUGGAAGUGGGAGGACAUGUCGAAGCGGAUGGCGAAUGCGGGGAGGCCGAAGGACGCUGACGACAGCACGAAGAAGUUGGACAAACUGUUCCAGAACUACAAGAAAAUUCAGAGGUUUCAGAAUGCCAGCGGGCGGCCAGAUUUUUUCAGGCUGACGAACGAAGAGAGGAAGGAGCACAACUUCAAGUUCCGGAUGGACAAGGCGCUGCACAACGAGAUCCACGCAGGCAUGGUGGGGAACCACACGAUUUUCCCUCCCAACGUUGUCGACACUGGCAGUCCGGAUGGGGUGCAGCUGCCCAGGCGAGGAGCGGGUGGCGGGGAGUCUGUUUGUAGUGAGGCGGCCGGUGAAGGUUGCCCUGACGAGCGUUCUUCUGCGAGGGAAACCGAUAGCAACGCAGGCAGCGGGGCGGGAGGCGGGAAGCGGAGGAACGCGCGUCAGCAGGCAUUCGAGUCCAUCUCUGAUGUCAUGGAACGCCAUGGCGCACUGAUGUCGUCGACGAUCGAAUCGUCUAGCAAGCAUCAAUGCAGCAUCUCCACGAGGCAAUGCGACAUAUUAGAGCAGGAAAUUGCCGUCCAAAAAACGCACUAUGUGUCGUCUGAUGAGACGCAGAGGAUGAUGUGCCAAGCACUGUUCGAGAUCGCUGCCGCCAUCCGUGGUCGGUCGGCCAUGACGGGAGAGUGCCAGGCAGCGUACUCCGAAUCAGAGCGCUUCGAAGAGGAUGUCAACCACUCCGCCGGAGGCGCAGCAGCUGCGUGUCCGCGAAACGUGGAAAGAGAGGGUGUUGUGGUGGACCUUAGCGGCGAAGACGACGAGCCUUUGGAGACACGUCACCUGCGCAUUGCGACACAAGCGACCACAACGGCGGUGUCGACGGCUCGCGCUGCGGACGACGAAAGGCAGAUCACAGGUGCAGUGCCCUGCAAGCCGUCUCAGCUGCGUCAGCGCAACGACGGUGGUGACGGUGCGUCUCGCCAACGAGGUGGUGGGGGGGGAGUCGUGGCAGACGCGCGUGCAGCAGAAGGGGAGGCGACAGGUGGCGCGGGUGUGGCUGUUGCAGGUGUUGUCCCUCCCGUUCCGGCGGCGAGAGAGGAGGGUCGUGGACAGAACAAGAACCAACGCGAUGGCGGCGAGGCCGGUUCAAGCCGGGCACGCAGGGGAGUAAUGACGAAUGAACUUAUCGACCGUGCGCUUCUUUGGAUGGAUGACAAAUCUUUCUGGACAGCGGGUGAAGGACGCAGACUCUACAACAUCGUCCACGAAACCAAAGAGUACUUUGUCGCCAUCGCCAGCGGGCUUCCGCCACCUCAACUUCCGCGGAGCGUUGUCGUCCCCAAAUCCACCACGAGGGUGGCGAGGAUCGCAGACCAAUCACAGCUCCAGCAGGCGAUCUCCCGUGCAGUGGCGGUGGAGAAUAUAGCUCUGCGCAUCUUGCACGGCUGGGUUUUCAAGUCCAGGAACCGCCCAAGGGGGUACAACCUUGCGUUCCAGUACUUGUUGGAGUCCGUAGCGACGGACAUUGCGCGUGCAAUGUGGUACGGCGAGGAGUGGCGCAACGUCGUCAGCGCGCCGAUCUGCGCCCACACGAUAAAUCUCAACAUGGACCUUCCACUGUGGUACGCCGGCGCGAAUAUCGAGGACAGACCUGAGGACGACGACAUGGCUGCGUACCAGGGGUCCACCGUCAUCAGCAUCGCGCAUUCGUUCCAUGCGGCGGUGCAAAUGGGCGCUCACAUCGACGAUGAUUUCAUCUCCUACGAGCGUCCGUGUCGGGUGGCUGACUGCUUCAGGCUGUUGCUGGCGGCGUCCAGGUGGAUUAUGCGCAUGGCGGGAGACGAUCCGCGCAGUCACUAUGAAGCGUUUUACUUCUCGGAUCUCAUCGCCAGGCCGACACUAAUCGGCUCCAUGCAUCGGUCCUUAGAUCAUCGACGAUCCGUCGUCCGCACCGCGAACGUCGUCACGGAGAGGCUUGGGAAGGCGAAAGUCACGCUCGGAGUGUACCCCGACUACAUCCCUGAUUGGGCACCAUGCAGCAUCGGAUUUGCGCACGACGCGACCAUCAAGGGGCCGGAGGAUGUGAAGAGGCUGGAUUGGUUGGUUCGGGCCCCGCCGAUGAUGACAUCAAAGGCGAAGGAAAAGACGACGCAUAAGGCAGGCUGGUAUGCGGGGGGAGAGCGGGGAGACAACGCUUCUAAGAACGAAGGCGCAUGUACGCGUGGCGAGACGUGACGGGCUGUCGUGUGAUUGGAGUGUCGUGCGUGGCGCAGCUGAUUAGCAUG